Messenger RNA from Fusarium graminearum PH-1, 1158 nucleotides. RefSeq lists its product as uncharacterized. The record is from RefSeq and is a predicted model, not a curated record. Lineage: Eukaryota; Fungi; Ascomycota; Sordariomycetes; Hypocreales; Nectriaceae. Gene Ontology annotation, molecular function: methyltransferase activity. The transcript is spliced from 6 exons. Bases 1 to 1158 code for a protein of 385 amino acids.
AUGGGUGGUCAAGAAUCAGGAAGCAAAAGGUCAAGUGCCAAAAAUAGUCCUCAUGAGAGUCCCCGAAUACGCGAUAAGUCAAGUCCUGUGGUAGGACAAGGCGGACAAGGCGAACAAGACACACCCUCAAACCUCGACCUCGAUAAUCAAGGCCUCUUGCAUGGCAACACCUUGAUUGAAGCCGGCGGCAGUGAUGAAGACGGGGAGUUCUCUGCCAGCGACUUUGACGCCGAUGACAUCUCCCUGGCAAGCACUCGCUCCUCAUCCACCUCCAUCAACUCCAGCAUCCUGGAACACAGCUACGAAAACGGGCGUCGCUACCACCGUUAUCGCCAUGGACGAUAUCCUCUACCGAAUGACGAGGCGGAGCAGAACCGUGAGGAUAUGAUGCAUGCCAUGAUGCUCGAGGCCACCGACGGGAGACACUUUUACGCUCCCAUAGGGGAGAAUCCGCAAAGGAUCGCUGAUUUGGGGACAGGCACGGGUAUCUGGGCCAUUGAGAUGGCUGAAAAGUAUCCCAGCGCUGAGGUGUUGGGGCUGGACUUGAGUCCUAUACAACCAUCCUGGGUACCUCCAAAUGUCAAAUUCAUGGUUGACGACAUCGAAGAUGAGUGGCUGAACGGAGAUGACUUCGACUUUGUCCACCUCCGCAACAUGAUUCCUAUUCUCAAAUCACCAGUAACACUCCUCAAACAAGUAUACGCAAACAUGAAACCUGGUGCAUGGGUAGAACUCCAAGACGUAGACGGCCAAGUACAUACAGACGACAACAGUAUACCAGACGAUUGGCCCCUCAAACGCUUCACUGAAAUCAUGGUUGAAUGCUUUGCCCUAUACGGAACAAAUGCCAAUGCCGCAGUCUUGGGACGACAGUAUCUCGCCGAAGCAGGGUUUGUCAAUAUCCAACACAACUUUAUCAAGUUACCCUAUGGGACGUGGCCGAAAGACAAGGUAAUGCGCUUGGUGGGAAUGUACUAUCGAACAGCAUGUGAAGAGUUCUUCCCUACAAUGGGAACUCUUCAUUUUCCGCAGCUGGGCUGGGGGAAGGCUGAGAUGGAAGUGUUUUUCGCAAAAUGCAGGCAGUCGAUGAGGGAUCCAAACGUUCAUGCGUACGGAAAGAUGCAUUUCUGGAGUGGCCAGAAGCCAUUGGAUGGGUAA